AUGGCAAUCGUGGGUGGAAUUGCAAAAAUUAUCACAGCAAUCGUAAACGGCGUCGCCAGAUUCAUUGGAAUCCUGGUCAGCUUCCUUACCUGUGGCUAUUGCGGUUCGAAGGGAGGCCGAGCGAAGCGCCGAGGACACUCUCACAUGAGGACGACGAGAGUUUAGACGAUGAACUACACGGGCGAACUUCUUUUGUGAUACCAAUUUGAGAAAGGAUAGGGGAAGGGGGGAGAGCUUUGUUAGUUUGCGGAGGAGUUUGCUACGGCCGUUUGAGAUUUCUUUUGUGAUUUCUUUCAUUUUCAUCUGUCAGCAUUAGGAUACCCAAUCCUUACGAUUUUCAGCAAAAAUUUUGAUCAUGUCACAUGUCGUUAGUGCACAGUUUGAAUUCCACUGGUG
Messenger RNA from Fusarium odoratissimum NRRL 54006, 396 nucleotides. RefSeq lists its product as uncharacterized. NCBI's taxonomy places the organism in Eukaryota, Fungi, Ascomycota, Sordariomycetes, Hypocreales, Nectriaceae. The transcript has a single exon. The record is from RefSeq and is a predicted model, not a curated record. Bases 1 to 165 code for a protein of 54 amino acids.